AUGGGCAUAAACAUAUUGUGUAUAAUAUUAAAAUGUCUCGAAAUCAAUGUAAGCGUCAUCUGGGACUAUUUUGAAAAAAUUAAUGACGUCGAUAAAAAGGCAAAAUGUCGAGUAUGUGGUGACCUGUACAAGGGAUCCACGGGAAAUUUAAAAACCCACUUGAAGAAGAGGCACUUGGAUGCAUACACUCGGGUCAUUACUGCUCAGCUAGCAAAGUCAGCACCCCAAGCGGUUCCUACUGCACUGCCUGUCUCGGUGGUAGCAACAUCUACCACUACAGCAGCAGCGAUCUGUACCACAGGGGAACCGUCCACUUCUACCUUCACUCCCAAAACUGCAAUGUCGUCGACUUCUAUUGUAAGGCACCAGAUACAGAAACAGUACACCAUGGAGAGGUAUGGUACUGCCAAAAAAAAUAUCAGGUGA
Messenger RNA from Parnassius apollo (apollo), 426 nucleotides. Lineage: Eukaryota; Metazoa; Arthropoda; Insecta; Lepidoptera; Papilionidae. The record is from the annotation of a GenBank genome assembly.